AUGGCUUCCGUACCUGUUGUCGUGAAGCAUCAGGGCAAGAAAUAUGAAGUAGAGGUCGAUCCCGAAUCCACAGGCCUGGACUUCAAGCUCCAGCUCUUCAGCCUUACCAACGUCGAACCCGAACGCCAGAAGAUCCUCAUCAAGGGUGGCCAGCUCAAAGAUGACGCCAACAUGGGCAAGCUGGGCCUCAAGGCCGGUCAGAACAUCAUGAUGAUGGGCAGCCCAGGAGGGAGCGCCGGCGAUCUGGUCCGUCCAGCGGAGAAGAUCAAGUUUGUCGAGGACAUGACCGAGGCCGAGCAGGCCCAGCAGGUCGGCGCCAUCCCCGCCGGCCUUGUCAAUCUCGGAAACACCUGCUAUCUGAACUCGACUCUGCAGACGCUUCGUUCCAUCCCCGAACUCCAGACCGCGUUGACCACAUACAACCCAACGACGGGCACGGCGCGGGCCGACUUGGCUGCCCAGCUCUCCGCCUUAUACAAGACCAUGGGUUCUACGCAAGAGUCCAUCCCUCCCAUGAGCUUCCUGUCGGCGCUGAGGCUCGUAUUCCCUCAGUUUGCUGAAAAGUCCAAGAGCGGCCCUGGAUAUGCCCAGCAAGAUGCCGAAGAGGCAUGGUCUCAGAUCGUUCAACAGCUGGGCCAGAAGGUCACGAUCAAGACGUCCCCCGAUGCGCCCGGUGUUUCUUUCGUCGACAAGUACAUGGCAGGGCAGUUCACCUCCGUCCUCGAGUGUGAUGAAGAGGAAGCCCGGAAUGGUGGCGAACAGCCCAUUGUCUCGAGAGAUACCUUCUACAAGCUUGACUGCCAUAUUGACAGUCAGACAAACCACCUGAGAGAUGGCCUCCUGGCCGCCCUAAGCGAGAAGCUGGAGAAGAGGUCAGAGGUGCUUGGCCGUGACGCCACUUAUACCAGGACAUCCAAGAUAUCCCGAGCUCCCAAGUACCUCACCAUCCACUUUGUACGCUUUUUCUGGAAGAAGGAAACCAAGAAGAAGGCCAAGAUCAUGCGCAAGGUCACGUUUCCUCAAGAGCUGGAUAUUGUUGAGUUCUGCUCAGACGAGCUGAAGUCGGCUCUGAUACCAGUCCGCGACAAGGUCCGUGAGGUUCGCAAGGAUGAAGAGGACAUUGAGCGUGCCCGCAAACGCCGGAAGAAGACGCACGACAAGGAUAUGAGUGAUGUUGCCGGUGGCUCUGGCCUGCCUUCGGAAAAGGAGUUGAAGGAAAAGGAGAAGAAGGAGAAGGAGAAGAAGGAGAGGCAGGGCGAGACCAGCAAGUCGCAGCAGGCAGGUGACGGUGAUACCGUCAUGGGCGAGACCUACAAGACAGAUGCUCAGGUGGAGGCGGAGAGCGAAGCCGCUCUUCUGUCCGCCAAGAAGGAGCUCAACGCCCUGAUAGAUCCUUCUCUGCGUGAUGACGAUGGUGCGAACCAGUCAGGCCUCUACGAGCUCCGCGGCGUCGUCACCCAUCAGGGCGCCAGCGCGGAUAGCGGUCAUUACACGGCAUACGUGAAGAAGACGGCAGCUGUGGAUCCCAAAACGGGCAAGAAGGAAAAGGAAGAUGGUAACUGGUGGUGGUUCAAUGACGACAAAGUAACUGAGGUGACCGUCGACAAGGUCGAGGCCUUGGCCGGCGGUGGCGAGUCCCACUCAGCGUUGAUCCUACUGUACAAGGCGAUUCCUCUGCCAAGCUCCGAGGGCAUCGAAGACUAA
Messenger RNA from Trichoderma citrinoviride, 1704 nucleotides. RefSeq names its product cysteine proteinase. Gene Ontology annotation, biological process: protein deubiquitination; regulation of proteasomal protein catabolic process; proteasome-mediated ubiquitin-dependent protein catabolic process. NCBI's taxonomy places the organism in Eukaryota, Fungi, Ascomycota, Sordariomycetes, Hypocreales, Hypocreaceae. The transcript has 2 exons. Bases 1 to 1704 code for a protein of 567 amino acids. Gene Ontology annotation, molecular function: protein binding; proteasome binding; cysteine-type deubiquitinase activity. The record is from RefSeq and is a predicted model, not a curated record.